UCUGAAGAAGCUGAGGCUGCAUUCUGCAGGCAUAAGAACCAGGGUAGCCAUGACUGUGCUUGGGUACUGCUUUCUCCAGGGAAUUGCUUCUCUCAUCCUCUGUGUCUCAGUGGGUGCUCAAGAGGCCCCACAGCUCCAUCUGGCAGAGGGGGGCCAUCGCUGUAUGGGAAGAGUGGAGAUUCUUUACCAGGGCUCAUGGGCCACCAUCUGUGAUGACAGCUGGAGUAUGAGUGAAGCUCACGUGGUGUGCAGACAGAUUGACUGUGGCGCAGCUGUCUCUGCUACACUUGUUGGUUACUUUGGGUCCAGACCAGAGUCCAUUCACCUGAAUAACCCGGACUGCACAGGAAAAGAGACCCAUGUGUGGCGGUGCCCCUCCUGGAGCUGGUACCAGCACAACUGCACUCGAUGGCCAGCUGCAGGAGUCUUCUGCUCAGGUAUAGUCUGUAAUUAA
Messenger RNA from Cavia porcellus (domestic guinea pig), 454 nucleotides. Its product is annotated as scavenger receptor cysteine-rich type 1 protein M130-like. Bases 50 to 454 code for a protein of 134 amino acids. Gene Ontology annotation, biological process: zymogen activation. Lineage: Eukaryota; Metazoa; Chordata; Mammalia; Rodentia; Caviidae. The transcript has 2 exons. The record is from RefSeq and is a predicted model, not a curated record. Gene Ontology annotation, molecular function: serine-type endopeptidase activity. Gene Ontology annotation, cellular component: plasma membrane.